AUGCUCUCCACACGCUGGCUGCCUUCAUCCCUUCGACCAUGCCUCAAUAGGCACUCCCUACUCUCGCGCUCAUUCUGCGCGAGCCGGAUAUGGCGAGAUGCAAUUCCUAGCUCCCCACGGGUCAAUUACGAUGACAAGUAUGCGGAGAAGCUGAAGCAGCGGGCGGAAGAACGCGGGAAGAGUGUCGAGGAGCUGAAGGGGGAGCUGAAAGAGCAAGAGAGGCAGCGACGCAUACAGAAGCUUGCAGAAGCGGCCAACAAAGCCGCGGAGGCAGAGGCUGCAGCGGCUCAGACUACCUCCGAUGGCGCAACCUCCCUGCAAUCAUCGCCUAAGUCCGCUUCUUCAUCAGAAGCUGCGCGGAGAGACAGCUCUCCGGUGAAGCCGCUCUCCACCAUUCUCAAUCUCCAAAAGCUCCUCGAAACUCCGCACACGCCCGAGCAAAUCUCGCUCCUCUGGCGCGCGUACCACGAGUCACGCUCAAACGGGACUGGGCGCGGUUUCCUCUGCGCGAGCGUACCGGUGGAGAGCUACGAGAAGAUGGUCGGCGUCGCGCGCAAGUACCCCACCUUCGUCCUCCCCGUCCCGCGCGAGAACGCGCAGGGCGAGCCCGCCCCCGACGGCUCCGCCUCCGACCCGGCGUACGAGUUCUACCUCAUGGAGUGGAGCUUCCACGGCGCCCCACCCGACCUCGCCGCCGCCGCCGACCCGUUCGCGAACCCGCGCGCCGCGCCCGGCGCGAACCCGCAGACGAGCACGGUGCUCUUCACGCCCCUGCAGGAGUACAAGCUCCGACAGGCGUUCGCGACGCCCUACCUCGUCCUCACGCAGUACACCGACCUCGUGCGCUCGCACGGGCUCGUCCUCCUCCGGGGCGAGAUCACGCCCGGCAGCGCGUCCGCGGGGGGCGACGCGGGCCGGUUCAUGCUGAGCCAGCAGGACGCGCAGCUGCUCGCGGUGCACAUGCAGCGGUUCUACCUCUGGCACGAGGGCUCGGCCGAGCGCGCGCAGCUCCUCAGGACGUUCCACGAGGACCCGACGGCGUUCAAGUGGGAGGAGCUGCUGAAGCACACCGACUUUGCGUGA
This is a messenger RNA of Epithele typhae, 1083 nucleotides long. RefSeq names its product ATP11-domain-containing protein. Bases 1 to 1083 code for a protein of 360 amino acids. The transcript is spliced from 3 exons. The record is from RefSeq and is a predicted model, not a curated record. Gene Ontology annotation, cellular component: mitochondrion. Gene Ontology annotation, biological process: mitochondrial proton-transporting ATP synthase complex assembly. NCBI's taxonomy places the organism in Eukaryota, Fungi, Basidiomycota, Agaricomycetes, Polyporales, Epitheliaceae.